AUGAUGAAGCUGAAACCUCCCCGGCCCCCGUUAGACACUGAAAGGCAGACUGCCUGCAGACUGCCCGCGUUGUUCAGAGGCAUCCAGAAGAGCAGGCGGCCGCACGGGGCUCUGCCCGCCGCGCCGGGGCUCUGCCCGCAGCUCCCGCCCCUCUCUCCUCAGGGAUCGGCCAAGCUGGAGAAAGCCGAGAUCCUGCAGAUGACCGUGGAUCACCUGAAGAUGCUGCACACGGCCGGAGGGAAAGGUUAUUUCGAUGCUCAUGCUUUGGCUAUGGACUACCGGAGUCUCGGGUUCCGAGAGUGCCUGGCUGAAGUUGCUCGAUACCUGAGCAUUAUAGAAGGCCUGGAUGCCUCUGACCCGCUGCGGGUCCGACUCGUGUCUCACCUCAAUAACUACGCCUCUCAGCGGGAAGCAGCGAGCGGUGCGCAUGCUGGCAUUGGACACAUUCAUUGGGGCAACGCCUUUGGACAUCAUCCUCACAUAUCUCACCCAUUGCUGCUGCCUCAGAACGGGCCCGGCAAUACCAGUACUCCAGCGUCUUCCUCAGAACCGCAUCACCAGGGCAGAAUUGCCGCCUCACACGCUGAAACUUCCUCACUCAGAGUGCCCCCAAAUGGCAGCGUCGGACCAGUGCUCCCCGUGGUCACAUCUACUACCAAACUGUCUCCUCCUCUUCUCUCCUCCAUGGCGUCGCUGUCUGCGUUCCCCUUUUCGUUUGGCUCGUUCCAUCUACUGUCCCCCAAUAUGCUGAGCCCGUCUGCACCAACACAAUCAGCAAACCUCGGCAAACCAUACAGACCAUGGGGGACUGAGAUUGGAGCCUUCUAAGAACUAACUCUUUAGUAAGGGUGGGGAAGCCUGCAAACCUAGCUGAGCUGGGUUAUGCCACUCUUAACACUGAAGUUCUUAAUAACUGGGACAAAGGUACAACUUCACCUUAACUAAAUUUGUCUAGAAACUGUCUCUCUGGAUUUUUUUCUGUUUCGUUUUGUUGUUGUUUUCUACAUUUUUGUA
Meleagris gallopavo (turkey) is the source of this 1014-nucleotide messenger RNA. NCBI's taxonomy places the organism in Eukaryota, Metazoa, Chordata, Aves, Galliformes, Phasianidae. The record is from RefSeq and is a predicted model, not a curated record.